UCGCGUUAUUUAUAAAGAAGGGAAAAAAAGAAAGAAGGGAGGUUCUCCCUGUGCGUGUUUGAUGCUACAGCCGUUGCUUCCUGUAUGAAGUACCGGAGUCGAAGCCCUUUGCUCAUCCAAAGCCCCCCCCCCUUCCCCGCACACACCCGCACACACACACCCCACCUGAGGACGGAGGGGCCGCCUGGGCGGAGACGCUCCUGUUCUUGCGAAGGCCGGCCGAGUCAGUUCGCCGGUUGUAGCCGCCUCCGGUCGGCUCCAACGUCUCGACAGAAGAGCUGCACGUCCGGGCUGAGGAGACGCUGACAGGGUUUUUGCCGGAGGUGCUGCCAGCUAGUAGCGGCUAGGUGGCUAAUGGUCAGCAGGAGCAGGUAGAUAACCUAGCUGCUUGAAAAUAAAACUAUCAAAUGGCAAUGUGCUGACUGUAAAUGUCACCGGAAGCGCCGGAAAACCACCCGACGUGUGAAAGCACCCGAUAUACGAUGACAUAUUAUUCGUCCAAAUCGCGGACUGGCAUGUUCGCAGAAGUCAACUAAGUUAGCUAACGUUAGCCAAGUUACUAGCCAGCUUUAGCUGCUCCUGUUGCUUUUUGAUCAACAUAAUAGUUUCGAACAAGGGACUCGGGCUUGACUGCUUUCCAGCUAACCGCAGGACACUGCGUUAUUUAGUAGAGUUGUACAGGAAAAUUGGUUAAAUUGUUACUGAAAUGGCACCUAAAAGAAGACCCGUACCCCUGAACAUAACGCCCAUCGGGGAGGGACAGGCCACCUCGACUACCAUUGAUGCAGCAUCCGAAGCCAACCUUGAAGCCUUACAAAAGAAACUGGGUGAGCUGGAUCUGGAUGAACAGCAGAGGAAGCGACUGGAGGCUUUUCUCACCCAGAAAGCCCAGGUUGGGGAGCUUAAAGAUGAUGAUUUCCACCCAAUUUGUGAGUUGGGAGCUGGAAACGGAGGAGUGGUCAACAAGGUCCGCCACAAGCCCUCAAGUCUGGUGAUGGCACGAAAGUUGAUCCACCUGGAAAUCAAGCCUGCCAUCAGGAACCAGAUUAUCAGAGAGCUGCAGGUGCUGCAUGAGUGUAACUCACCCUAUAUUGUGGGCUUCUAUGGGGCUUUCUACAGCGAUGGAGAGAUCAGUAUCUGCAUGGAGCACAUGGAUGGGGGAUCCUUGGACCAGGUAUUGAAGGAGGCUAGGAGAAUUCCAGAGGAAAUCUUGGGCAAAGUCAGCAUAGCUGUGUUGAGGGGAUUGGCCUACCUGCGGGAGAAACAUCAGAUCAUGCACAGAGACGUCAAACCCUCCAACAUCUUGGUCAAUUCUCGCGGGGAGAUCAAGCUGUGUGAUUUUGGCGUGAGCGGCCAGCUCAUCGAUUCCAUGGCCAACUCCUUCGUUGGAACGCGCUCCUACAUGUCGCCGGAGAGACUGCAGGGCACUCACUACUCUGUGCAGUCGGACGUGUGGAGCAUGGGUCUGUCUCUGGUGGAGCUGGCUAUCGGCCGCUAUCCCAUCCCCCCGCCUGAUGCCAAGGAGCUGGAGGCCAUCUUUGGACGGCCAGUCCUGGACGGGGCUGAGGGGGAACCUCACACAAACGCACAGAGGCCCAGACCACCGGGGAGGCCAGUAAGCGGACACGGCAUGGACAGUCGACCUGCCAUGGCCAUCUUUGAACUUUUGGACUACAUUGUGAAUGAGCCGCCUCCCAAGCUGCCACAUGGUGUCUUCACCUCUGACUUCCAGGAAUUUGUAACAAAAUGUCUGAUCAAGAACCCAGCUGAGAGAGCAGAUCUGAAGAUGCUCAUGAGUCACACAUUCAUCAAACGAUCAGAGGUGGACAAGGUGGAUUUCGCUGGCUGGCUGUGUAAAACCAUGGGCCUUAACCAGCCCAGCACCCCAACCCGCAACACUGACUGAGCAGACCUGGAACAGGCCCCACUCCCCUUCACACAGAUCUGUGGAGCUUGCAUACAUGGAUACAUAACAUACACUGGCCAUCUCACAACUGGCACCCUUUUGCUUUACUCUUUGGUAAAACUCAUUUGACUUCCUCUCAUUUAUUUCUUCACCAGCAGCAGGGCCUAUUGAGUCACUUUACUGUAAGACCACAGCUUCACCACACCAGUGUCCAAGUAGCCACAGCCCACUUUGCCACAGCACUACAGAGAAAGCAGAAGGCACUGAAGGGCUGCCAGUGUGUCAAAUGAAUUUGCAUUAAUACCACAACACCACUUUUUGUAUUGUUGAAUAUUCUGUAUUCAUCUUUUCUAUGGCAGUGGUUGGCAGCUGGUGGGACUGUAUUUUGAUAGUUUCCCACAGCAGAGAUUUUUAGGUCUGUUAAUGAAAGUGAGUAGUCCAAAAAUAUUCUACUUGCAAAUUCAAAUUGAAAGCAGUAAAUGCGCUUAUUUUGAUCAGAAGUCUCCUUUGUCAGGUUUAUCCAUGGAAAUAUAAUCCUAAGCAGGGACAUUGCAAUAUCCCGCAAUACAACAUUUUUAGUUUGUUAGUGAGGAGUGUUGGACAAAUAGGCAAAAGGUUGUCUCUUUUAGUUUUUGGAAAUGAGACGACAUUAUAAAGGUCACUUCCUUUUGUGACUGAUGAGUCACAAACCAAAGAAGGUACUCAUGACUACUAAAGAUUUGGAUGUAAUGACUGAUUGUUUUUUGUGUAUCUGUGUUCUUUGAUUGUUUUACAUUUUGACUUUUUCACUGGCGGCCUGUCCACGGUGUCUCCCCGCCUGCUACCCAAUCACUGCUGCAAUAGGCUCCAGCAUCCCUGCGACCCUGAUUAGGAUAAGCAGCUUGGAUAAUGGAUGGAUGGAUGGUAAUAACUUGCCUAUUGAUGUUGUUUCUGCAACAUAAAUUCAAAUUCUUCUCCCACAUAGAAGAUGUCAUAUUCUGUUAGGACUUGAAACAUACAGCCAGUAUGACUUCAUGAAACGUGAGGAAACGAUGGUCAAAAUGUAUGCAUCGGACAAUACAGCAUGGUUGAUUUACCUUUCUAAUACUGUAUGUGUAUUUUCUUUUUCAAGAUAACAAGGAUUUUUUUUAAUCAAAUGCCUGAAUCUCUACUAUGUCAAUAUGAAAUGUCAAUCAUUUUGACUACUUUUUUUCAGCUUUGUUGUUGGUCUGUACUUGAAUAAUUCCCGCGGAUUGUAUUUGGUUAUGUUUGCACCGUACUAUGACGUGCGAGUAUGCAAUGUGCGCUCCAAGCUCUCUUGGUACACAACCAGCCCAAGCCUUGUUUUUUUACAGGGAGACUUGGGUUUAAAUGCUAUUUGAAGCCUUGUCAGUAUUUCUGCUGUGAUUCAAACAACUAUAUCGUGAUAAAGGUGCAAACCAACCUCGACUGGCUGCAGCAACGUUUUAAGCAGUUUAGAGGGUUUUUAAUGACCAUUUUGAUCCAGGUGGUGAUGGUGAUGAUGAUGAUGAUGAUGACGACGACAAUGAUGGUGGUGGUGGUGGUGUUGUUUUACUUGCUAGCCUGCUGUCUUUGCUAAGAGCUCUUGUAUUCAUACUGCUUAUGGCUGAUUGUUCUUAUUCCCAAGACUGCCUUCAUUUUGAACAAAAUGGAUGCGCUGUCACCUCUAUGUGUACAAAGCUAUAUAUAUAUAAGAACAGGACUACUAUUUUGCAGUCUUAAUAUACAAAUUUUUUGAUUUAUGUAAAUGACAAGGGAGAAGAGUCGUUUUACUAUAAUAUAAAAUAUGUUGGAUAUGGUUAUAAUGUAUAAAAAAUAAAAACUUGUAUG
Molecule: messenger RNA, 3736 nt
Organism: Lampris incognitus (smalleye Pacific opah)
Lineage: Eukaryota; Metazoa; Chordata; Actinopteri; Lampriformes; Lampridae
Gene: map2k2a
Product: mitogen-activated protein kinase kinase 2a
Exons: 11
Coding region: 707-1906 (399 amino acids)
Biological process (GO): protein phosphorylation
Molecular function (GO): ATP binding; protein kinase activity
Source: RefSeq, a predicted model, not a curated record